ACGUCGCACGUUGAUGACGCGGUAACAGCGGCGACGGGGACGCUAGCUGCUGUUUCGGUUUUUUUUUUAUUUUGUGUGUUUUGGUGACCAACUUCACAAACGAGAUGUCGUCUCUGUGUGGCCCCAGCAACAGCUGUCAGGAUGCGGAACAGGAGGCCGCGGAGAAGCAGGAGAAGGAGCAUCCUCGUGUCCUCAUCCCGGAGCUGUGCCGACUCUUCUACCAGCUGGGUUGGGUGACGGGGACGGGCGGAGGCAUCAGUCUCAGACGAGGAGAGCAGAUCUACAUCGCACCAUCGGGCGUCCAGAAAGAGAGAAUACAGCCAGACGACCUGUUUGUGUGCGACAUGGAAGAGCGCGACGUCAGCUGUCCGCCGGCCUGGAAGCACUUAAGGCGGAGCCAGUGCACGCCGCUUUUCAUGAACGCCUAUAGGAUGAGAGGAGCGCAGGCAGUCAUACACACCCACUCCAAGGCUGCUGUCAUGGCAACACUGCUGUAUCCUGGCAAAGAGUUCAGGAUAACGCACCAGGAGAUGAUCAAGGGGAUCUGCAAAGGCGCCUCGGGCACCAACUAUCGCUUCGACGACAGCCUGGCGGUGCCCAUCGUGGAGAACACGCCGGAGGAGCGCGACCUGAAGGAGCGGAUGGCCCGAGCCAUGGAGGAGUACCCCGACUCGUGCGCCGUCCUCGUGCGCCGCCACGGCGUCUACGUCUGGGGGGAGUCGUGGGAGAAAGCCAAGACCAUGUGUGAAUGCUACGACUACCUGUUUGACCUCGCCGUGCAGAUGAAGCGCUGUGGACUGGACCCCGCCGCCCCCCCCACGGAGGAAGAGGGAAUAGUUUGACAUUCAACACUGCUUUUUUUUAAUACAUUUUUUAAAGAGGAAGGUCCGCGGCGUUCGAUCGGGAGACUGCGUUUUGUCAUCUUUCACGCCGGGGGCCCGCUUCACAUUUUGUUUGAGGAAAUUUGACGGCGGAGGGGGGAGGGGGCGGGGGGGAGGUCGAGGGUCGGAGGAGAGAGAUUGAGCGUCUGUGAUCCGUAAGCACCCCGAGACGCGCUUCAAGCCAAAUAAACUUGCUGUGGGGACAACAGCUGGCAAAUCAAGGUCCUCGAGGGGGAGGGGGUGGGGGCGUGGCUUCCCAUUCAAGGUCCCGUGCGUCUCCGCCGAUGAUUAACUGCCUUUCGCUUCAAUCAAUAAAAGAACAAUGUAAUGUAAAUUCGCUCAAGUUAUUUAUUUAUUUUUCUUUCAAUCGUUUAUUUAUUUUUUUUACGGCGGCGGGAUGAAAGGAGGCGUGUCUCUUCUUGUUUUCUUUAAAAAAUAUAUAAUUUUAAAAGUAAAACAAACGUUGCCAUUUAAAAACCAACCGUGUAUUUUCUCUCGCAACAUUGUGUAAAAGCUCCCUCCUCCUCCUCCACCGCUGCACACACUGUGCUGUCAAAUGCGCUGCAGGCUUAUUUGAAUCUUUAAGAGAUUUUUUUUUUUUAAAGCCAGAACAAGACGAAGACUAUUUUGUCUUAACGCUGCCAAGAUUCCCCAUCCUCUGAUUAAUGAGGAUUUGUGGUAAACAACAACAACAAAAUCAAGUUGCUCUCGAGUUGUUGCUGCUUCAUUGAUUUCAGGAACGAUCUGUGAGAAGAUACCAGACGACUGAACGACCAGAAAGUGUGACACGUUGUCAAAGCCGGACUGCGCCCCAGCGCCAGGACACGAACGUUCUAAUGCAGGUCACAUGUUCAUCCAUAUUAAUAUGCGUCACCUGUUGCCGAGCAGAGUUCAGAAAUAGACUCUAACCUCCAAAUACCUGAGACUGAGAGGGACUAACGGGUGUACCAUGUGUAUACCUCAAUAAAAACACAAUGAAAAUGUC
Molecule: messenger RNA, 1866 nt
Organism: Pseudoliparis swirei
Lineage: Eukaryota; Metazoa; Chordata; Actinopteri; Perciformes; Liparidae
Gene: apip
Product: APAF1 interacting protein
Exons: 8
Coding region: 105-842 (245 amino acids)
Cellular component (GO): cytoplasm
Molecular function (GO): methylthioribulose 1-phosphate dehydratase activity; metal ion binding
Source: RefSeq, a predicted model, not a curated record